UUCUUUCAAGUGAUAGCCGGACACUUUCACUCGUUGGACAGACCACGCAGACAUGUCGAAUAACAGCGCCAACAGCAGCAACUUGGUUAUCGCUCAGAAGGUGGUAAAACAACUUCGGCUAGAGGCGAGUGUUCGCAGGAUCAAGGUGUCCCAGGCAGCAACGGACCUGAAGACCUUCUGCCUGCAGAACGCCCAUAAAGACCCUCUCCUCAUAGGGGUGCCCUCCAGCGACAACCCCUUCAGACCCCCCAAGUCCUGCGCCCUCUUCUGAGGCAAUGGUGAUGAUGGAGGCUCGUAAAACACGUCUGAACAUUCCCUAAGGAUGCCUUUCUUCUCCCAGCCCCUCUGCGUCUCCUACACCCUACCCCACCACGUCCAGUCACUGAAGACCUCAAGGCCAGAACACAAUCACAAGCAUUUGACCCUAUGCUGAGUAAGUUUUGACAUAUGUUCUGUUCUGGAUUUCUUCAGCUCAAUAAGGAUAACAUUUGCAGUCUUUUGUGUGUUGAGAUCAUUAGAAUGGCAGCACUCCUUAAAGUAUAAAUAUGGCAGUCUCAACCCAACUCUCCCUGUAGUCUCUACGUUUUUGUUACUUUUCUUUUACUCAAAGUGAAAUUGAACUGUAUUAGGAUUUACACAUUGUUGUUAGCGAGUCUUUUAAAGUGGUUGACCAAGUGCCAUUACAUGAGUAUAGCCUACAGUAUCAUUGUUGUGAAGCUAUAUUCAACACACUGCAAGAUAUUACACCUGAGUUUUAUCUCAGUGCUUGUUUUUCAAAAUGGUGCUCAGUUGGUCGCAAACACAAAUGAAGGUUCCACACAAACUCACCUUAACACUGUCACUGUGAUUUUUGUCAAUGAAAUUGUGAAGCAUUUCGAUGUGUCAUUUAUGAUUCUCUGCUAAGAGUGUGGUGACUCUAUGAGCGUCUCAAGAGAAUUGAGCCAUUUGACUGAAAUGUUACGCGGAUUCUCAUGUGUUAAUCACUCGACUACACUGUUAAGAUCCUCAGUUGACAGUUAAACCACUGUGAUGCAAAAUUGAAUUAAAAAGGAGAUAGUGUUACUAUGUGUUGAAACGAGUGACUUAGAGAGGAUGUUAGAGGUUUAUUGUGAGUGUUGGCAUAUAGAGAUAGGUCGUGCAAAAGAUCUGUUUCAAUGCUGGUUUUGUGGUGUUUCUCAGUCAACAUCAGAAUAAUGACAUGAAGGAUCAUAACAAGAAUAUGAAGGAUUAUGAUUACUGUACUGACACUAUAGAUAAGUAUAAUUGCUGUGUAUCAUCAUUAUAAAUAAGCCUUACCUCAGGACACUCAGUGGAAAGAGCCUGCUACUCCAUUGGUGCAUCUAAGUUAAAGUAAGCACACAUUGUAAAUGCUUGAAAGUCAUUUUUAGGGUUCCCCACCCCACCCCUUUUACAUUUUACUCUACUGCUUCAAACAAAUGUGCCUUAGUAUGUGCCAUACUUCUGUUAAUUUAAAUGCCCCGAUUUUAACACGAGACCUGUUGAGGCCUAAAUCUGCAUUUACUUUCCCACUUGAUUAAUCAGAAACACUUAAAGAG
Molecule: messenger RNA, 1556 nt
Organism: Coregonus clupeaformis (lake whitefish)
Lineage: Eukaryota; Metazoa; Chordata; Actinopteri; Salmoniformes; Salmonidae
Product: guanine nucleotide-binding protein G(I)/G(S)/G(O) subunit gamma-5-like
Exons: 3
Coding region: 53-271 (72 amino acids)
Biological process (GO): G protein-coupled receptor signaling pathway
Cellular component (GO): heterotrimeric G-protein complex
Molecular function (GO): G-protein beta-subunit binding
Source: RefSeq, a predicted model, not a curated record